Aedes aegypti (yellow fever mosquito) is the source of this 2904-nucleotide messenger RNA. RefSeq lists its product as uncharacterized. Lineage: Eukaryota; Metazoa; Arthropoda; Insecta; Diptera; Culicidae. The record is from RefSeq and is a predicted model, not a curated record. The transcript has 3 exons. The coding region runs from base 122 to 2689 and encodes 855 amino acids.
AGUCGCCAGCGGUGUAACCGCCACCCUAUCGUUGACUCUAUUGUUCUUCCUCAUCAACCGGCUGCGUCGAAGGAAAACGCAACUACGGGAGGUGCGGCAGACUAUCGAAGAACAGCGAAACAUGGGAAGCAUCGGUUACAUCGGUGGCAAUAUCGGCUACCUAGGAACAGGUGCCCUGAACAUGGAUUAUCCCUACGAGCAUGGGACGGCACAUUACCAGCUUUGGAAACCACCGGGCAACUAUUUCACAAGAGGUGAGGCGCCACCACCAUACGAAGAGGCAAUUGCGUUGGCCCAGGCGGAGUCCCUCAAUACAUGCACUGUGAGUGUUGCCACUUCAACCCAAAGACAGUAUCCCAUCGGAAUAGCAGAAACGGAGGCUUCGCAGACUAUUACUGCAAAUACAACGAACCUGAUUAAUAUUAACAUCAACAAUGGAGGAAAUUUGACUGCAAUCGCAACUGGCGAAAACCACGUCGUAGGUAGUGAAAUUACCCCUGAUAUGCAAACCGAGCAAACUGAUACUGCAUCUAAUGCUAACGUCACUAACGCUAACACAACUAGUUUGGAUAACCACGAGUCAUGUGUGUCAUUUCCUACUAAUUACUACACUAUUCCCUUAAUUGCAUCCGAAGUAUGCACGAAUCAAAAUUGUGAUUUAAAUGUUGGUAGUAACUGUAAUUAUUCGAUGCCUCAUGCUCCGAAUGUUAAAGAAGUUCAAACGUACUCUAGUCAUAGCGCUACAACAAUGUCCAGCUCAACGAUACCGAAAGAUCAUAGAUCUUCUGAAAGGCUGAUGGAGAAUUGUGAUAAUGUGAUCAAUCGUACGAUUCUGCCACCGCCGGUAUUCGACAGUAUUACAAAUGAAUCAAGCACUGCCAGUGAGAAUACAAUCUCCACAAGCAAGUAUCGCACUACCGGAAAGCGUUAUCAUAGAACUAUUCCAAGACAGUUUACGGCUGUCGAUCCGAUCAUAAAUCCACUGAAGAGUAAUCGUAACAACAUUAUACCAUCCACUCCUGCAGGACAUAUUGCAUGUAGUGGUAACGAUACUAACAACAAGGCUGAUCGUUUAGACGGUGUUGGAUAUAAUGGACCUAAGAGACUAGCUUGCCAAUGUCCAGUGCAGCAUAUGCCUAUGAGCUAUCUGUCUUCUCAAACAUUAGGAUUAGCUCAAAACGGUAACGACACCGUAUCGGCAGCGUUGAUCAAUUCUCAAACAGCGGUUCAAAUGCCUACAAUGAAGAAAAGAAUUUCAAGCGAUGCAGUUAGACAUGUUAAUUUAUCACAUCAUGCUGCAUCAGCUCAAAUCAAAGCCGUUCAAAUCUCCAACGCUCAUUGUAAGGGAGGAACACUAAAGAAAAAUCAUGAAUCCAGUGAUAUUAGUGAAAGAAACGUUUAUUCGAAUAGUAAUUACAAACAGCAGCAUUUUCUGACCAACGACAAAGCCUUGGUUGAUGAUCAACCACGCGAGAGUCAGCUAAAUCUCAAAAAGCAAAAUUCACUACCGAGAAAGGCUACUUUACUUGACACAAAUUUCAGUAUUAAUUCUAUGCACAAAACAGGAUCUGAAAGAUGUGAACUACAAAACCAAAAUGUUGCCACGAUGGACACUAUGCAUGUUUCCACAAUUAUUCAACAACAUUCGAGCUCUUUAACCGAUCGCGACUUGUCGCACCGUAAAUCAUACAAUUCAUCAAAGUCUGAAGUGUGCAUGGAACCAAAUCCAGAACUUCCACCGAAAAUGUACAAGCAUCAUAAUACCAGCCGUUUAUCUGGAGGAACACAUCAGAAAUCAUAUUACAGUAAUUCCAAAACGCACGCCAUUUCCAAGCCUUCAACCGAUGGCUCGAAGUUUUCAAUUCCCGCUACACCUAAUACUUCAAACAAUUAUAAAAACGCGAGUAAAAUGCAGAAGAAUAACUAUUCCAAAUCAUUGCCAAGAAACGUUAUUUCAGCCAGUCACGAAUAUGCACAAACUUCAAGAAGCACUACACAGUUUAACAAUGGUUUAGAAAAUAGCAGCUCAAACAUUAACUUCAAUACUUUGCCAAAGAAAACUAACAAAAUAAGUACUCGUAGCUCUAAUUUACUAACAGAAGUAGUGAAUAAGGUACCAUCAGUAAUAAACAUACCAUCGCCAUUACAACCACCGUCAUCUUCUGUUGGCCAAAGCACUGAUAGUAUACCAGUACAGCAACUAACGUCUAUCAUUUCUUCAACUAACAAAAGAGUUCACCAAUCAUCAUCUACCGCGAAAAGAAUAUCCAACCAAGAUCAGUCAUCGCGCAAAUAUUUCGAGCAAAUGAGUAACGAUAGUGCUACCAACAAGAGCGAAAAGCCAUUGCCCGUUUUGACCACCUCCACAAAUUGUGCUAAUCCAAAGGAACAUUUUCUUCCGAACGACAACAGCCUCGACGAUGACUACCUGAGCGAGUGCGAAAAUUGCAAGUCGGCUCAUGGUUCGCGCUACUAUCUGGAGGAGGAAGUCGAUGAAGCUCCCCAGGAAACCAUGACCCUACAGCGAAAGAUGCCGGAGAACGAGGAAGACCAGCAGAGCUACUACCGUGUGUCAUCUACCCUACCGACUAACACAAGCAGAAAAACACCGACCACGAAAAAUCGCGAAACAUGGUUCACAACCAUCCCGGCUAGCUCGUCAUCCGAGGAGGAAGAAGCGGUAGAAUAAAACAAUUAUUGAUGACGAUCUCGAUUUACAAUUUUUCAGUGAGUGUACAUCUUAUAUAUGAAAUGUUUUCAGUAUUUAUUUUUUGUGCUGGUCACGUAUAUUGUAUUUUUUACGUUUACUACUUAUUUUAUUACUACCUUGUUAUGCCACAAUUCUUAGUCAUAGUGAAAUGUUACUAUUAUAAAUAAUAAUAUAUGUGACAAUUCGACAUUCCA